Macaca mulatta (Rhesus monkey) is the source of this 846-nucleotide messenger RNA. Its product is annotated as ribosomal protein L32-like. Lineage: Eukaryota; Metazoa; Chordata; Mammalia; Primates; Cercopithecidae. Gene Ontology annotation, biological process: translation. The record is from RefSeq and is a predicted model, not a curated record. Gene Ontology annotation, cellular component: cytosolic large ribosomal subunit; ribosome. Gene Ontology annotation, molecular function: structural constituent of ribosome.
UACCAUGUCCAACUAAGUUUUUUAUUUUCUGUAGAGAUGGGGUCUCACUUUGCUGCCCAGGUUGGUCCUGACCUGCUGGCUGGCUUCAAGCAAUCCUCUGCCUCAGCCUCCCAAGGUUUUGGGAUUACAGGCGUGAGCCACUGUACCUGGCUGUCUCUCUGAUUCUUGUUGAAAAUAAUAAUGCCUGCAUUUCACGGGUUUGAGAUGGGGAUUAAGUGAAAAAUGCAAAUAAGGUAACAUCGAGGUCUUAAUGUUUGUAUUCUUACAUGGUCUGAAUUCAGUAUUGAGAGGUGGGGCUUUUAAGAGAUGAUUGGGCCCUUCUCUCUUCCUCGGCGCUGCCUACGGAGGUGGCAGCCAUCUCCUCCUCGAAGGCAUCAUGGCCGCCCUCAGACCCCUUGUGAAGCCCAAGAUCGUCAAAAAAAGAACCAAGAAGUUCAUCCGGCACCAGUCAGACCGAUAUGUCAAAAUUAAGCGUAACUGGCGGAAACCCAGAGGCAUUGACAACAGGGUUCAUAGAAGAUUCAAGGGCCAGAUCUUGAUGCCCAACAUUGGUUACGGGAGCAACAAAAAAACAAAGCACAUGCUGCCCAGUGGCUUCCGGAAGUUCCUGGUCCACAACGUCAAGGAGCUGGAAGUGCUGCUGAUGUGCAACAAAUCUUACUGUGCCGAGAUUGCUCACAAUGUUUCUUCCAAGAACCGCAAAGCCAUCGUGGAAAGAGCUGCCCAGCUGGCCAUCAGAGUCACCAACCCCAACGCCAGGCUGCGCAGUGAAGAAAAUGAGUAGACAGCUCAUGUGCACGUUUUCUGUUUAAAUAAAUGUAAAAACUGCCAAAAAAAAAAAAAAAA